Messenger RNA from Diprion similis, 2210 nucleotides. It is a transcript of the gene mbo, whose product is annotated as nuclear pore complex protein Nup88. Gene Ontology annotation, molecular function: structural constituent of nuclear pore. Gene Ontology annotation, biological process: ribosomal small subunit export from nucleus; ribosomal large subunit export from nucleus; mRNA export from nucleus. Gene Ontology annotation, cellular component: nuclear pore. Bases 30 to 2135 code for a protein of 701 amino acids. NCBI's taxonomy places the organism in Eukaryota, Metazoa, Arthropoda, Insecta, Hymenoptera, Diprionidae. The record is from RefSeq and is a predicted model, not a curated record. The transcript has 13 exons.
UGAGAGAGAAGCCGUGUUUUGUUGUGAUCAUGGAGUCGAGCACGGACACGUUGCGUCUCAACGAUACGAAAUUGUUUAAAGUGAUAAAAGAAACGGUGCCAGGCGACGGCACGGAGACUCUGAACAUCAUCGAGAUCCGGGACAACGUUUUGUACGUCUGGAAUAGCAACGAGAGCUGCAUCUUGACCUUGAACAUCGGAGCGGCGCGCGGGAAGACCGGCGACGAUGUUGUUUAUCAGAGAUUACUGCUCACAGAUCCACCCACGUUUGAAGUCACAAACUUGCAGAUUAAUGAGACCACAACGCAACUUGCAAUCUGGGGUAACUGCGGCAUAGCUGUCGUAGAGCUGCCAAAACGAUGGGGAAAAGACGCGUUGUUUCAAGGAGGCAAAGAAGAAAUUUCCUGCCGGAGCCACAGUCUCGAUGAAAGGUUAUUUCACUGCUCGGGUGUGACCGAAGUGAGACGUGUUCGUUGGCAUCCAGCUUCCACCAAAGACUGUCACCUCCUCGUGCUGACAUCGCAGAACGCUUUCAACUUGUACGAAUGUGAGCCAAAUGGUAAACAAUCCCUGAUCAAGACCUGGACUGUUGGUCCAGCAUUUAGCUCGCCCUCAAAAAUCCCUGGUGCUGCUUCUUUGGGUGAAACUGCAGUGGACUUUGAUUUCGCAACUCCGACUCUUAGACCGGGAAUUGAUGCGAAAGACAUUCAAAGCAAAGAUGCGGAUUGGAAUGAUAUAGAAUGGCCGGUUUUGGUACUGAAGGGCAACGGAGAUGUCUAUGCUGUACACGGCAACACUUUAACCGGGAAAGGCGAAAAACCACUGGUCACAGGUCCGUUGUCCAUAUACCCUAGGACAGAUGACAACUAUGGCGUAGACUCUUGCUCAAUAAUGUGCCUGCAGACAACGCCUCCACUCGUUGUUGUGGCUACUAGUACCGGAAAGGUCUACCACAGUAUCUUACUUCGGGAAAAAUUUGAAGACGAUGAAAAAACGUCAUGGUCACAGUACGGAUCGACCUUUAGUCUUCACACGCCGGAAGACGCUCUCUACGUAUACGAAUGUGUGGAAAUGGAGCUGGGACUUGGCUUCUGGGAUAUUGAAAAGAAGUACUCAUGCCCUGUACACUUGCACGUUGAUCGUGGCAACAGCUCGAGGUACUUCUGUUCUCACAACGCAGGCAUUCACGUCGUAAAUUUGCCAAUGGUAUCGCAAUUGGCGGACUUCAUUCAGGCUACAGAUGAUGAUGCAAACUUUUUCCUUCCGUCAUUAUCAAUACAGUCUAACUCCCAGUAUCUGAUAUGCACCAAGACGAAAAGCAGUUUAAAACCUGCCCCCAUUUUGGGCUUCGGACUACUCCAAGAACCAUGUAUCAUGAUUGCGCUUCUUCACACCGGAACAGUAAUCAGUCUAUCUGUGGUGGAUCUUUAUUACUUGCCAAAUCCUAGGCCCAUUGAACCACUCACAAGUCCCAGUAAAAAGAUGACGAAGGAAGCAUUCGACACGUAUAUCAAAAGCCUUCUCAGGCAUGAUGUCUCGCAACCUAUCUUAAAGUUGGGAUCAACCACGGAAUCGAUGCCUCAGGAAGUGUUGGAGCUGUUAUUGCGAUCCACCCAAGUAUUUCGCAGUGACCAUUUUGCUCGUCACGACAAAGUGCGGACAGAAAUUGCUAAGCGAGUCCGUACAUUACGGGCUCUGAAGACUCAUCAGCUCAAAGAAUUGGAAUUAUUGGCAGAAGAGAAAAAAAAGCUACAGGAAGUCGCUGAACGUCUUGCUGAACGCUACGAAGACAUGAAAGAUCAGCAGGAAGAUCUCGCGCGAAGGGCCGAAGAAGUUUUGUGGUUGGCGAAUCAACGACAACCGUCGAUGUCGGCGGCCGAAAAAGAAGAAGCAAACGAAUUUAAAAUAAUUAGCAGCAGAACAAAAGAGCUAGGCCAGCAACUACAGAAGCUUAAAAACAAAGAGAAGUAUCAAUCGGAGCAGUUGGCGAGCUGCCAUAAACCCGACGCAAACAAAGAUAUAAUUAUUAGCAAAGCCCGGGAAGAUACAAUCAAGACUAACCUGAAGGAAAUAUCAGCAAAAAUUUCAAAUUUGAUGUCGACGGUGAAAUUAUUAGAGGAAGAAGUGUUAUCCUAAUUAAAAUAUAUUUUUUAUACGAUUCAUUGUGAUUCCAAAGCCAACACAAAUUGUACCUACAAUUGAAUGUAAUGA